This is a messenger RNA of Hemicordylus capensis (graceful crag lizard), 2802 nucleotides long. RefSeq names its product angiopoietin 4 (gene ANGPT4). The transcript is spliced from 9 exons. Gene Ontology annotation, molecular function: receptor tyrosine kinase binding. Gene Ontology annotation, biological process: signal transduction. The coding region runs from base 243 to 1763 and encodes 506 amino acids. The record is from RefSeq and is a predicted model, not a curated record. NCBI's taxonomy places the organism in Eukaryota, Metazoa, Chordata, Lepidosauria, Squamata, Cordylidae.
GGAGGAAGUGCUACAGUUUCAGACUCUGGACGUGUUUCUUGGGGAGGACGGAGAGAGAGCCCGUGUGCCUUGCAAAGAAAGGAGAGCCGGAGUUGCCCCCCACCUGGCUUCUGUGUCCCCCGAAGGAAGCCCUCAAGGAGGGUCAGUCCUUCUCCACAUCAGCCUCUGCCCUGAGAAUCGAGUCUUCUGGCCUCUGGAGUGGUGCUGCCGGGGCUGGGUUCCUGCUUGGCCACCUCACAGCCAUGUGGGGGGCUGGGAAUCUCGCCCUGGCGGUCUUUGGCUGCUUGCUGGCAGCUGGCCUGGCAGAGGGCAUGCAGCGGAGGGCGACAGAGAGCAAGCUCCGCAGGCGGUCGCACCGGGUCCAGCUGGGGCGCUGCAGCUACACCUUUGUCCUGCCAGAGGCGGACCCACCCCUCUGCCAGCUGGCCGGGGAGACCUUCAACGUCAACACGCUGCAGAGGGACUCCCCGUUUGGCUCUGGGCUCAGGGGCCCUGAGGAGUCCACACAGCGAGUCCAACAGCUGGAGAGGGUCCUGGAGAACAACACCCAGUGGCUGCUGAAGCUGGAGAGCUACAUCCAGAUGAACAUGAAGUCGGAGAUGGUGCAGAUCCAGCAGAAUGUGGUGCAGAACCAGACGGCCACCAUGUUGGAGAUCGGCACCAACCUUCUGAAUCAAACGGCCGAGCAGACAAGGAAAUUGACGGAUGUGGAGGCUCAGGUACUCAACCAGACCUCUCGCAUUGAGAUCCAGCUCCUUGAGAACUUGCUGUCCACACACAAGCUGGAGAAGCAACUGCUGACGCAGACGAACGAGAUCCGCAAACUGCAGAACCGGAACAGCAUCUUAGAAACCCGAGUCCAGCAGAUGGAGACAAAGCACCUGAUGGAGCUGGAGGGCAUCCGGACGGAGAAAGAGCAGCUUCAGCAGCUGGUGAGUCACCAGAGCAACACCAUUGAGGGCCUGGAGAAGUCCCUGCAUGCUGCCAACAGCAACAGCAGCUUCCUCCAGCAGCAACAGCAACAGCUUCUGGAGUCGGUCCAGAACUUGGUCCAGCUCGUCUCCGAAGGCAAAGUGCCUCGGAAGAAAGAAGAAAAGCCAUUCCAGGACUGUGCAGAAAUCCUCCGAGCUGGUCUCAACCUCAGCGGGGUCUACACCCUUCAUAUCAACAAUCUGACCGAACCCAAAAAGGCCUUCUGUGACUUGGAGACGGACGGAGGGGGGUGGACAGUCAUCCAACGCCGAGUCAACGGCAGCAUCAAUUUCCAAAGGACCUGGAAGGAGUACAGACAGGGCUUUGGGGAUCCAGCAGGAGAAUACUGGCUGGGCAAUGAAGCAGUCCACCUCUUGACCAGUCAGGCAGCCUACUCCUUGAGGGUGGAGCUCCUGGACUGGGAAGGGAAUUCUGCCCACGGCCAGUAUGAGAAGUUCCAGCUGGGCAGCGAGCGUCAGCGAUACAGGCUUUCCUUGAAAGGCUACAAGGGAACCGCUGGGCAGCAGAGUGGCUUAGCUCUCCAAGGUACCAGCUUCAGCACACGAGACUCCGAUAAUGACAACUGCAUGUGCAGGUGUGCCCAGAUGCUUUCUGGUGGUUGGUGGUUUGAUGCCUGUGGACUCUCGAACUUGAACGGCAUCUAUUAUCCUGCCAGGCACAAUAUCCGGAAACUGAACGGGAUCCGGUGGCAUUACUUCCAGGGUCCAGGUUACUCAUUAAAAGGCACCCAGAUGAUGAUCAGACCUUGGAGCGGCCGUGAAGGGGCAUAGCAGAGGAGUCUGCUGGGAUCUCUGAGCCAGAGAGAGCAGUCCUUGAUGUAUACCUGGAAGUAUCUUCAGCUUCUGGCACUGGAAAGAGAACAGCAGCAAACUUUGGGAAUGAGACCCUUCUGAAGGGAGGCAGGCAAUUCACUGCAGGGAAAGGAUGCAGGACUCUUGUUUCAGAGGGAGAUUUCUGGGGGCUCUUGAGCUUCCAAGGAAAAAAUGGAAGGGACUACUAUAUAUGUUAAUAGCCAAGUCUGACGUAGAGACAUUUGACAUGUUAUCCACAUAAUUUGGGGUAGGAGAGAAGGGAGCAUUCUUUGGCUAAACUCAGAAAAAUCUGGUAGGGUACAUUCCACUGUAGAUUUUAUUCAGCAGAUGCACACACAUGAUCUCCUCUAUUUUGGACAGUGUUUCUACAGAUCUUAAGAUCAUUCUGGCUCGGCUGAGUAAGAAUAAGCAGAGUUGUUGGCCAUCCUCACAGGAGCAGUUGCUUCAGUUUAACAAACGCUCUCACGCUUUGACAGAAGGGUGAUGCGGGAAACCUCCCGCAUUAUUUCUGCAGAUGAAAAAGGACACGGCAUAUCUAGACCAUUUGUCAGCCACAACAGAUACGUCCAUUGUGCCAUUGGGUUCAGGGGGUGUUGGCUUUCAUCCAACCUAAGCCCUGUUAGGGCCUUCACUGAACACGUGAAAAGAAGGGCAGGGCUAGAGCUGCUGGAUCCUCCCCCAAAACCAGCCACACCUGCCCCAGCCCAAAUGCUUUGUGGUUGGAAAGGCAGUCUCUGUGCAUGUGGCUAGACCUCUCAUUGUGCAUUGGGCUAGGGUUGUGUAGGUUGGUAAAGGGUGGGUUUUUUUAAAUGUCGAAAACCCCUCCCUGCACCAUCAGGGGGCAUCAGAUCGCAGGGUAAGUGCCCUGGGUCGUGUUCUGGUGGGGGGGCCUCUUUAAUUGCCCGCCCAGCACUGGUGGGGUGGCAGCUGGGUGGCACAGAGAUGUUGGGAGAGCUUGGGAGGUGGAUGGGGGUGACACAGGGCAGUCUGGGAAGUC